Messenger RNA from [Torrubiella] hemipterigena, 669 nucleotides. The record is from the annotation of a GenBank genome assembly. Lineage: Eukaryota; Fungi; Ascomycota; Sordariomycetes; Hypocreales; Clavicipitaceae.
AUGGAGAAAGAACUCAGCCACCAGUUAUUCAUCCAGCCAGUGUCCAGCUACGCCGACGAUGAUGCCAGGUGGGCCGCCGUGCAGAACAAGGACACCCUCGCAGAUGGCACAUUUGUCUACGCUGUAAAGACGACAAAGAUAUACUGUCGGCCCAUCUGCAAGGCUCGUCUGCCUCGUCGGGCCAAUGUGGCAUUCUACACAGAGGGAACUGAGGCACAGGCAAAGGGCUUCAGGGCCUGCAAGCGCUGCAAACCAGACAUUGAUGGCAGCAUGCCCGAGGAGCUGGCGGUUCGCAAGAUCAGGGCCUUUAUUAACGACAAGGCUCACACUGGGGGAGUCCUUAGCUUGAGCCAAAUGGCUAAACAGACGGGUCUGUCCAAGUGGCACUUCCACCGCGUCUUCAAAAAGUGCGCCGGCAUGACGCCCAGCGAGUUCCUACGUGGCCAGCGAAGAGACAAUGGAGCGUGCGGCAACACGCAUCUCACAUCGCCGCCGCUGACCGACGACAGUAGCGGCAUGACGACACCGCUGGACUGGGACAGCCUCAGCUUUGAUUGGCCGCUGGAUAAUAUCGACCAGAAUUGGCUAAACGACUUUGUGCACUGGCCCGACGACGACACCACCGCUGGCGCCGCCGCGACUAGUCUGCUACAUGAACAACCAGCGUGA